AUGGCAAAGAUCAUCUUCUAUGAGGACAAGAACUUCCAGGGCCACUCCUAUGAAAGCACCAGUGACUGUCCUGAUCUGCAGGUCCAGCUGAGCCGCUGUAACUCCAUCCGGGUAGAAAGUGGCUGCUUCAUGAUCUAUGAACAACCCAAUUACAUGGGACAGCAGUACUUCCUCAACAAGGGUGAAUAUUCUGACUUCCAGCAAUGGAUGGGCCUCAAUGAUUCCAUCAAGUCCUGCCAUGUUAUCACAUCACCUCACCACCAGAAAGGCUCCAAGAUAAAGAUUUAUGAGAGAGAAGCUCUAAGGGGACAAGUGAUGGAGUAUGUAGGAGAUAGCAGCGAAGUCCACGAUUGCUUCCAAUACCACAACGUCAGCUCCUGUAACGUUCUCGAGAGGCACUGGCAGAGCCACAGCACAGACGGCAGUAGCGCGUGCUGGAACCCGGGGAGCACAGGCGCCUCACCGAGCGAGGAGCCCUGA
Malaclemys terrapin pileata is the source of this 480-nucleotide messenger RNA. Its product is annotated as gamma-crystallin M2-like. Lineage: Eukaryota; Metazoa; Chordata; Testudines; Emydidae. Gene Ontology annotation, biological process: visual perception; lens development in camera-type eye. The record is from RefSeq and is a predicted model, not a curated record. The transcript is spliced from 4 exons. Gene Ontology annotation, molecular function: structural constituent of eye lens. The coding region runs from base 1 to 480 and encodes 159 amino acids.